AUGUGUUCAUAUCUAUCUAUCUAUCUAUCUAUCUAUCUAUCUUCGUCUUUUCAUAUCUAUCUAUCCUGCCCUCUUUGUUCCUCUCUAUCUAUCUUACUGUGCGUAUCUAUCUAUCUAUAUAUCUAUCUAUCUAUCUAUCUAAUUGUUCGUAUCUAUCUAUCUAUUUAUCUAUCUCUUGCUAUUUCUAUCUAUUUUAUCUGUCUGUCUGUCAGUCUGUCUAUUCGUAUCUAUCUAUCUAUCUAUCUAUCUAUCUAUCUAUCUUACUGUUCGUAUCUAUCUAUUUAUCGAUCUAUUUAUCUAUCUCUUGCUAUUUCUAUCUAUUUUAUCUGUCUGUCUGUCAGUCUGUUCGUAUCUAUCUAUAUUACUGUUCGUAUCUAUCUAUCUAUCUAUCUAUCUAUCUUAUUGUUCGUAUCUAUGUAUGUAUCUUCCUAUGUUUAUAUUUAUCUAUCUAUCGAUCUAUCUAUAUGCCAGUCUGUUGCUAUCUAUCUCUCAGUCUGUCAUCUAUUCAUAUCUUUCCUAUUUAUUUACCACGGGUAUUCAUAUCUAUCUCCGUUUAUUCAUAUCUAUCUAUCUAUCUAUCUAUCUAUCUAUCUAUCUAUCUAUCUAUCUAUCUCUAUCUAUCUCAGUCUAUUCAUAUCUAUCCAUCUAUUUAUCACUGCUAUUCAUAUCUAUCUAUCUAUCUCCGUUUAUUCAUAUCUAUCUAUCUAUCUAUCUAUCUAUCUAUCUAUCUAUCUAUCUAUCUAUCUAUCUAUCUCAGUCUAUUCAUAUCUAUCCAUCUAUUUAUCACGGCUAUUCAUAUCUAUCUAUCUAUCUAUCUAUCUAUCUAUCUAUCUAUCUAUCUAUCUAUCUCCGUUUAUUCAUAUCUAUCUAUCUAUCUAUCUAUCUAUCUAUCUAUCUAUCUAUCUAUCUCAGUCUAUUCAUAUCUAUCUAUCUAUCUAUUUAUCACGGCUAUUCAUAUCUAUCUAUCUAUCUAUCUAUCUAUCUAUCUAUCUAUCUAUCUCCGUUUAUUCACAUCUCCGUUUAUCUAUCUAUCUAUCUAUCUAUCUAUCUAUCUAUCUAUCUAUCUAUCUAUCUAUCUAUCUAUGUUUACAUCUGUCUGUCUGUCUAUCUAUCUAUCUAUCUAUCUAUCUAUCUUAA
Messenger RNA from Acanthosepion pharaonis, 1137 nucleotides. The record is from the annotation of a GenBank genome assembly. NCBI's taxonomy places the organism in Eukaryota, Metazoa, Mollusca, Cephalopoda, Sepiida, Sepiidae.